This is a messenger RNA of Oryza brachyantha (malo sina), 814 nucleotides long. RefSeq lists its product as uncharacterized. The record is from RefSeq and is a predicted model, not a curated record. The transcript is spliced from 3 exons. NCBI's taxonomy places the organism in Eukaryota, Viridiplantae, Streptophyta, Magnoliopsida, Poales, Poaceae. The coding region runs from base 189 to 422 and encodes 77 amino acids.
CACUCCGUAUUAAAAAAAAAAAAAAGCGCUCCUCCCACUCGGCGUUCCCCCACCUUCGGUCUGCCAUCCCCCAAAUCCUCCCGGCCCGUGAACCACAAACCGAGGAGCAGCAGCGGCGCGGGGGCGGGGGCGGGGGCGGCCGCCGGGAGCGAGCUCGUGAGUACGACCGUCUCUCGCAGGCGCCGACGAUGGGGGGCGGCAACGGGCAGAAGGCCAAGAUGGCCCGCGAGCGCAACCUGGAGAAGGCCAAGGGCGCCAAGGGGAGCCAGCUUGAGACCAACAAGAAGGCCAUGAACAUCCAGUGCAAGGUGUGUAUGCAAACAUUCAUGUGCACAACAUCUGAAGUGAAAUGCCGGGAGCAUGCAGAGGCUAAGCAUCCAAAGACAGAUGUCUACCAGUGCUUCCCCCAUCUCAAGAAAUGAAGGCACGCAUCAGCAAUCAGUAUCAUGGUCAUGGAAUCCAGAAAAAUGUGAAAGUUAAUGUUUGUGUUGGUUGCCAUCAGUACAGGGGCUUCUCUCUACUGAUGGAGCUCCUUCCUUGUUGUUUGCUACCAUCUGAUCAUGCGUCCUGUCCUAUGUUAUUCUACAUAAGAAAGUGAUGUGGUGUCCAACGAAUUUAUUGUCUGCUGUUAAACCAGAUUCAUUGUCAGAGCAAUGAGUUUCUUAUGCAAACACUUAACUGAUCAUGAGAAUUCUGUGCCAAUUUGCAUGAGCAUGUACUCUAGAAUUCAUUUUGCAUAGUUUUCUGUAGUUCAGUCACAUGGUAUUCAACCUUUAACUGAGUAUCAAAUGAAGAGGGCAUAUUGUUUGACCAA